UAUUAAACACACCCCAUGAAACUUCUUGACAAAUGAAGAACUGUCAAAACAAAAACAGUCCUACCAACGUUACGUCUCUUUCUUUUUCCGGUCGCCAAAAUGGGUAUUGAUAUUUGCCAUAAAUACGAUCGUAAGGUUCGUCGGACUGAACCAAAGUCCCAGGAUGUAUACCUACGUCUGCUUGUUAAGUUGUACCGUUUCUUGCAACGCCGCACUAACAAGAAAUUCAAUCGCAUCAUUCUAAAGCGUUUGUUUAUGAGCAGAAUUAACAGGCCACCAAUGUCUUUACAACGUGUCACUCGCUUCGUCAAGAAGGCCAAACAACCUGAAUCAACCGUAGUUGUUGUUGGUACUAUCACUGACGAUGCUCGUCUUCUUGUUGUACCAAAGAUGACAGUAUGUGCUUUACAUGUUACACAGAAAGCACGUGAACGUAUCUUAAAAGCCGGAGGUGAAGUAUUGACUUUCGAUCAAUUGGCUUUGAAAGCACCCACAGGCAAGAAUACUUUGUUGUUGCAAGGAAAACGUACGGCACGCACUGCACACAAACAUUUCGGUAAAGCACCUGGUGUGCCACAUUCACACACUCGCCCAUACGUACGAUCAAAGGGACGUAAAUUUGAACGUGCCCGUGGACGUCGUUCAAGCUGUGGUUACAAGAAGUAAACUUAUUUAUAGAAGAUUGGCGAUCAUUAUUUAAACGCAUUGAAAAAAAUUUUUAAGUGCAAGACAACAAACAUCUUGAAUAAAAUGAAAGCUUUUUUUUAGUUCCAAAAAGU
Teleopsis dalmanni is the source of this 779-nucleotide messenger RNA. RefSeq names its product 60S ribosomal protein L18. Gene Ontology annotation, biological process: translation. The record is from RefSeq and is a predicted model, not a curated record. Gene Ontology annotation, cellular component: ribosome; cytosolic large ribosomal subunit. Gene Ontology annotation, molecular function: RNA binding; structural constituent of ribosome. The transcript is spliced from 3 exons. NCBI's taxonomy places the organism in Eukaryota, Metazoa, Arthropoda, Insecta, Diptera, Diopsidae. Bases 100 to 666 code for a protein of 188 amino acids.